AUGUCGGCACUUGGUCCCUUUCUCGCCGAGCAGACCUAUUGGGCCUACUUUGGGACGAGGGUUGUGCUGGGAAUGGGAGAGGGCUUUGUAAUUCCUUGUCUGAAUAGCUUGGCAGUUCGCUGGUUUCCACCAAACGAAAAGUCGACACUUGGAGCCAUUUAUACAACAGGAAAUCAGCUAGCAGCCAGUUUGACCUCUGUCCUCGUCGCCGUUCUUUGCACUUCUCCCCUCGGCUGGCCUGCCAUAUUUUACAUACACGGAAUCUAUGGUAUAAUUUGGUCAAUUAUUUGGAAAGAUCAUUUGCUACUGCCAAUUCAUCUAAACGGUAUCUACACAAUGAUCCCGUUUGUAGCUCAAUUUGUCCUCAAAAUCCCAUUGGCGAUGCUCUCCGAUUUUCUCAAGCAGAGAAAUCUCGUUGAUUCGAAUAAAGCUGUGAAAAUUUUUCAGGGAAUCGGUUCUUUUGGCAUUGCUCUUUCAAUUCUGGCAUUGGCUACAAUUCCCUCAUGCGAACGACCGUAUUUAGCAUUGCCGAUUUUGACGGCAAUUGGUCUCUCAUUCUCUUGCGCGAUUCCCGGUUUCUUCACUUCAACUCUUUCAAUCGCUCCUCCUUACACAGGCACAAUGUCCUCAAUUGGAAGAGCUUAUUCAACUUUUGCGAACAUUUUUGGAUCACUUCUAGUUUCAUUAAUUGAAUACAUGAAUUGGCCUCACAAAUGGAUUAUCAUCUUUUCUCUUGCAUCUCUGUUACACGUUUUAUCAGGAGUUAACUUUGUGCUGAAUGGGCAAGCAAAAGUUCAAUCAUGGGUCUAUCGAUCGUCCGAUGAAAAAGAUAUUCCAGACAUUACAAAA
Messenger RNA from Mesorhabditis belari, 849 nucleotides. The record is from the annotation of a GenBank genome assembly. NCBI's taxonomy places the organism in Eukaryota, Metazoa, Nematoda, Chromadorea, Rhabditida, Rhabditidae.